ACUUAACGUAUAUAUAAAAUGGUGCUUUUAUCUUUGGAGUUAAUGGAAAACAGACGCAAAAUUUUGGUUGAAGAAAUAAUUAAAAAUAUUAUCUGUGACGAUGUCUGUAAGCAAAUUUGAGAAAUGGGAAGAUCUUUCAGAACUACAGCGAUUAGAGUUCAUAUCAGAUCCAGAAAAUGUGCCUGAUUGCCAUUUUAUAGUUGGAAAAGCAACUGGUGAAAUAAAGCGUAUAUCAUGUCAUAAGAAAGUGCUUUCGCAAUGCUCGGAUGUCUUUAGCUCAAUGUUCAGUGGGAAUUAUUUAGAAUCAAAACAAAAUUGUGAAAUUAUAUUAGACGAUGUUCAGCCAAUUGCAUUUCAAUAUUUUGUGAAUUUCAUAUAUUUCAACGUUAUACCAUUUGAAAAAAGUAUAAAAGAGCUGCUUCAGCUAAUAUAUCUAAGUGACAAAUAUAUGAUUCGCAUGUUGAAUGAUAUUUGCCAUCAAUUUAUAAAUGACAACCUUCCAUUUAAAGUUACAAUACCCGAACUAGUGGCAAUUUUUGGAUCUCCACUUUUGCCAAAUUUUUAUGAAAAAAUUAAUCUCACUGAAUUCAACAUGGAAUGCACUGCAUUGAAGCUAUGUUCUGAUAUUUAUAAUUUGCGUGCGCCAAGAUUUGUAUUACUUCUCACAAAAAUUUAUAAGAAUUUAUCUGCAUUUGAUCUUUUUGUAAUCAUUGAGAAUUAUGUAGAAAAGAAUCUUAUACCAGAGAGAAAAGAUAAGAAUCAAAUAAUAAUUGAUCGCAUGAUUUCAAUGGUUCGUUUUCAGGAUAUGACGGCAAAGGAGUUUGUUGAUAGACCAAUGAAAUCUUCUCUUCUAAGUGUACACACAAAGUUGGAUAAACUUAUUAAUAUAUCCAAUAAAAUCAUAGAAAAACAGACAAAUCGUAAAAAACAACGCGAGGUGGAACGCCAAGUAGGAAAAGAACGCAAUAAUAAAGAGCGUGAAAAUCCGAGAUUCCCAAUCUCUCCAAAUUACAAACCAAGCGAGGUGGAACGCCAAGUAGGAAAAGAACGCAAUAAUAAAGAGCGUGAAAAUCCGAGAUUCCCAACCUCUCCAAAUUACAACUCUCCAUAUCAUAUGUCUUACAAACCACGUAAACAUUAUAACUAA
Molecule: messenger RNA, 1147 nt
Organism: Teleopsis dalmanni
Lineage: Eukaryota; Metazoa; Arthropoda; Insecta; Diptera; Diopsidae
Product: kelch-like protein 41
Exons: 2
Coding region: 101-1147 (348 amino acids)
Molecular function (GO): protein binding
Source: RefSeq, a predicted model, not a curated record